GCCCGGAGGACCGAGAAGCGCCCCGAUCCCGAGCCGAGCCGGGCCUUUGCGCGGCGGGAAGAAGACGGACCCACCUCCGAGCCCUGCAGUCCCCGGACGCCCGGAGGCCUGGCUCGGCCGCGUCUCGUCUCUCCUUGAAGCCGUUUUGGUAAAUUAUUUUGCUCGGACCUCGAGGCCAGAAGUUGAUUUUCCAGUCGUUGCGCUUCUCGAAAUCCAACCUGAGGCUCCGCCACCCCUUGGCCAGCGCGUCGCAGUUUUAUGAUAAAAUAAAGUCCUUUUCCAGUGACCGGACUGGCGCCGUGUUGUCCUCUGGGGCCCUGUUGUGGGACGGCUGCGUGGUGGCCACACGCCACACGCUGGGGUCCACGGGGUAGGCACUGCGGGGUCAGUACUCUGUGGGUCCACGGGGUAGGCGCUGCGGGGUCCACGGGGUCAGCGAUGUGGGUCUACGGGGUCAGCGCUGCGGGGUCCACGGGGUCAGCGAUGUGGGUCUGCGGGGUCCACGGGGUCAGCGCUGUGGGUCUACGGGGUCAGCGCUGCGGGGUCCACGGGGUCAGCGCUGCGGGGUCCACGGCGUCAGCGCUGUGGGUCUACGGGGUCAGCGCUGCGGGGUCCGCGGGGUCAGCACUGUGGGUCUGCGGGGUCCUCCUAGACCACGAAUGUACAGGGUCCGAAUGAUGUCAUCCCCGUCCGUGAGGCAGUGAUGACGCAGCCCCUCCCACUGGCCCCACCUCUACCCUGGGCUCUCAUUCAUGGGGGACGAGCCUGUCACAUGGGAGCUUAGGAAGAAUAUUGCAUGGUCAAGAACAAGGGGAGAAGACAGCCGGCAGCCCUAGUGUCCUGUCCCAGGACAAGCCCCCACUAGCUCCUCGGCCUGCCGGCUCUGAAUCCACCCGCGACUUGCACUCGGUGACGUCACAGUCCCCUUGACGUGGCAGCUCUCAUGCUGCGAUUGCCCCUGCCCCCCGGGAGCCGGGUGUCCACGUCCUUUCUCUCCCGUGACUCUGGGUGACUCGGGCCAGUACUGGUCCCGGGGGAAGCUCAGUCGCCUUAACUUCCGCUAAAUCCGCUCAGUUGUCUUAACUUCCUUUAAAUCCGGGAAAUCUGAGACAGCCUCGUAGGCUGAUGACGUCAGGGGGGAGAAGCUGGCCUCAGAGUGUCAUCAAGCACCUGGCGUCCAGGGCCACCCGGUGCUGUACACAGUCCUUCAAUACAAAUCCAUCCAGCUUAUAGACGACAUCCAGGUGGGACGCUGACGUCAGCACCGAGCGCAGUGACGCGGCCUUUUCUGGAAUGAUCCGGCUUAAAGCGGCCGCUGCUCGGCAGCUCAGACCACUGUGCUGAGCUCGGGUGCUGUCAGCUCGGUGCCUCCCGAAGUCUGCAGGGAUGAGUUCUUGUGAGGAUGCGGCCUACCGCAGGCUGAUGGAGUGUGCACACGGCUUCAUGGUCUCCCAGGUUGUGUUCGCGGCCUGCGAGCUGCGAGUGUUUGAUGCCCUGGAUGCUUUGGGGCCCCUGGACGCAGACGCCGUGGCCGAGCGACUGAGCACCAGCACCCGGGGCACUGAGCUGCUGUUGGACACCUGUGUGGGCCUGGGGCUGCUGCACGUGGACGUGCGGGGCGGGCGAGCUCGGUACUCGAACUCGGAGCUGUCCAGCACCUUCCUGGCCAGCGGGGGUACUCAGUCUCAGCACCACCUGCUGCUCUACCUAGCGGGAACCCCGUAUCGCUGCUGGGGCAGCCUGGCCCGGGCGGUGAGGCAAGGCCGGAACCAGUACCCUGAGGCGCUAGGUGUUCCCUCCCACGAGCCCUUCGCCGCCAUCUACAGGUCCGAGGCCGAGCGGCUGCGGUUCAUGCGGGGCCUCCAGGACAUGUGGCGCGUGUGCGGCCGGCGCGUCAUGGCCGCCUUCGACCUGUCGCCCUUCCGCGUCAUCUGUGACGUCGGCGGCGGCUCUGGCGCUCUGGCCAAGGACUGUGCGGCUCUGUACCCCGGAAGUCGGGUGACCGUGUUCGACGUCCCGGAAGUCGUCAGCGCUGCCAAGACCCACUUCCGGUUCCACCGGGAAGGGCGCAUCGAGUUCUGCGCAGGGGACUUCUUCCAGGACGACCUCCCGGAGGCCGAGCUCUACAUACUGGCCCGGAUCUUACACGACUGGUCGGACGGGGACUGUGCGAGGCUCCUCGCGAGGAUCCACCAGGCCUGCGCCCCAGGCGGGGGCGUCCUGGUGAUCGAGAGCGUCCUGGACGAGGACGGGCGGGGCCCUGUCAGUACCCUGCUCUUGUCCCUGAACAUGCUGGUGCAGACGGAGGGCCAGGAGAGGACUGUGACCCAGUACCGCGCGCUCACGGCCUCCGCCGGCUUCCCACGAUUCAAGUGGGAGAAGACCGGGGGCGUCUAUGACGUCAUGCUAGCCCGGAAGUGACGCCAACGUGGGGCUGGGGUGCGGGAAGCGCAGACUUAGCAGUAAACACUCUGCGUCUCGUGGAUCCCA
Messenger RNA from Nannospalax galili (Upper Galilee mountains blind mole rat), 2490 nucleotides. RefSeq names its product acetylserotonin O-methyltransferase (gene Asmt). Gene Ontology annotation, molecular function: acetylserotonin O-methyltransferase activity. Gene Ontology annotation, biological process: melatonin biosynthetic process; methylation. The record is from RefSeq and is a predicted model, not a curated record. Bases 1387 to 2421 code for a protein of 344 amino acids. The transcript has 8 exons. NCBI's taxonomy places the organism in Eukaryota, Metazoa, Chordata, Mammalia, Rodentia, Spalacidae.